Molecule: messenger RNA, 964 nt
Organism: Cuscuta epithymum
Lineage: Eukaryota; Viridiplantae; Streptophyta; Magnoliopsida; Solanales; Convolvulaceae
Source: the annotation of a GenBank genome assembly
UGAUUAAAAAAAUUAUCAUUGUGAAAAGAUCUAUCUCUUCCUCUGUGAAACUUUUUGGCUUCACUUCUUCACUGUCCAGAUCCUUCAGCGGAGGAAUAUUUCCUACAUCAACAUGUGUGGAGUCAAAGGUUAAUAACUCCAACUCAACUUAUUAAAUAGCUAUUAAGUAGAAAAUAUAGAACAUCAUCAAAUGCAUUUUUUACUUAAAAAUAAUGGUGUAAUGAGUUUUUUUCAAGGUGUCUUACGUUUUUCAAUUAUUAAUAUUUGUGAAGAUAACAACAAGGAAUUUGAAGCAUUUUUGAGUGAUUUAGGUGGAGGUGUGCUUACUGGUGGUUUCAUAAAACAGUGUGAGAUCUGUUAUGAACUCGGACAUGGUGACGACAUGUACACCCUUGGGUGUGCAUGUAAUUUGUGGUACUGUCGUCGGUGUGAUGCCUUCUACGAUCUCGGUUUUCUCCGUGAAUUAAGGAAUCCCUUUCACUAUGCUCUCACCCGCGGUUCUUUCGUGCACUUUUGGUGCUCAUGAUCUCCGGUGGUUCGUUGAAGAUGUGGGGGAAUCUUCGGUGGUUGACACUGCCGUUGUGAGUGACGAGGUUGUCCGACGUCGUUCUGCACGUGCUGUCCAUUUGAAUAAGAUGUACUUUGGGGGAGACUUUGUUGUUGACUUUGAUUUCGGCUGGCUGACUAAAGCUUAAUGACUAAAGCUUGCAAGGGGGUUUUCAUGUUCAUUUUUGCUUUCUUUCUUAUGUGUGCUAGACUGCUAGGUACAGUACGAGUAUACGUAGUUAAUUCACCAAUGUACGGAGCACUUCGUAUGAUGAGUACAAAAUGAGAAUGGCGGCUAGCUAGGGUUAGGGUUUAACGAUUUUUUCCUGUACACGUGAGGACGUGAGGUAAUUAUGUACUCCCUCCGUCCCCUUUUAAAUGUCCCGUUUUACCAUAUUGGGAUGUCCCUAUUUAAUUG